AUGGAAGUGCUCAACGCGUCCAGACCGGAUGUGAUUGGCAAGCUGCCGCAGCUGCAGAACAUGGUGAAACGCGACCCGAUAGGCUAUCGCACUGAGUUUCAAAUGCAGCAGCGCCAUUUCGAGAGCGAGUAUCAGCUAUUUCUACUACAGCCCACAAAGGAGUCGGCGCAUUUUGGAGCGCUGGUUAGUUUCCUGAGUCAUGUGGCAAAGUGCUACCCGGUGGAGAUGGUGGCCUUCCCUGAUCAAAUCAUGGGACUGCUACGUGACAAUUAUCUGGUGCUGGAACCAGAGCUUCGCAAGACGCUGGUGCAGAGUCUCAUGCUUUUGCGCAACCGUGGCCUUGUGGACGCUAUCACGUUGCUCAAGCUAUUCUUUGAGUUGUUUCGCUGCCCAGAUAAGAGGCUGCGUGAGCUUUUGUACAAGCACAUUGUGUCGGACAUUCGCCAGUUGAACGCCACAUCGCGCAAUUUAAAAGUAAAUAAGGCUCUGCAAAACUUUCUGUUUGAGAUGCUUCAGGACGAAAGUGAGCACGCUGCCAUUAAGUCACUGCAGGUGCUGAUGGAGCUGUUCAAGCGCAAGAUCUGGCACGAUCAACGUAGCGUGAAUGUGAUCGCCACGGCGUGCACAAGCAAGAACACGAAACUUCUGGUGAUGUCGCUGAGUUUCUUUUUGGGAAUUGACGAUGAUAUUCUGGAGGAUGAGGAACAGCAAAAGAAAGAGAAAAAAGCUCUUGUAGCAGUUGAUUUUCACGCGUACUCGAAGAAAACGAAGAAGCGUCAGCGUGAUACUUUGCAAGCACUUUACAAAAACAAGAGGGCACGCAAACGUGCAAUCGACUUUGUGGCUACGUUCCCUGCAAUAGAGUUGCUAAAUGAUCCACAGGGCGUCGUUGAACGCCAGCUGAAGCUACUUAGGAGCUGCACGGAACGCUUUGAAGUGAAGCUGCUGAUGAUGAAUUUUAUUGGCCGUGUUCUGGGCUUUCACAAACUUGUGGUGCUUCCUUUCUACCCACUUUUGCAGCGCUAUCUGCAGUCUCAUCAGCAGAAUGUGACUGCUAUCCUAGCAUACCUGGUGCAAUCUUGCCACGACGAAAUUCCGCCCGAGGAACUUCUGCCAGUUGUCAAGAGUAUUGCGCACAACUUUGUCACCGAACGCUGCUCGUCCGAAGUCAUAGCCGUCGGCAUCAAUUCUUUGCGUGAGCUUUUUCGUCGUAUUCCGUUGUUGCUGGAAUGCGACGGGAUGGACGUGCUAGUGAGCGAUUUGAUUCAGUACAACCGCGCGCGCGACAAAACUAUUGUCAUGGCAGCUCGUGGAGUGCUUAAUCUUAUUCGGGAUAUACAUCCCGUUCUACUUAAGCGCAAGAACCGCGGCAAGUAUCACAACGAUGCAGUUAAGCCUCACCGCUUCGGUGAACUUGUAGCAAGCGAAGGCGUAGACGGUGCGGAUUUGUUGGCGGAAGCCGAAGCUGCUGGACGCUUUGACGGCGAAGACAACAAGGAUGGAUGGGAGGUUGCUUCAUCUACAUCGGACGAAGACGGGUCUGAAGAUGAGUGGGUGGACGUUUCGUCUGAUGAGGAAGACAACACGCGUGGAAGUGAAGUGGAGAGUAAGAAGAAGGAUGUUGACACGGAAAAAACUGAGGAGGUAUUGGCAGUUUCGCAAACGGAUCGCUUAGACGCUCGUCGAAUCCUGACUCCCCUCGAUUUUGAACGCAUCGAGAUGUUGAAAAAAGAGCGCGAUGCGGCUUUGAAGGACCCGAAGUCGCGUAGCAAGCGCAAGGCAGAGGAAGAUGCUGCCAAGGCAAGCUCAAAUGCUACAAAAGUUAACCCGACCGAUCUUGAAGGUUACUCGAAGAAGAAGCGUUUGACGCAGGAGGAACGACUUCGAGCUGUCCUCGAAGGUCGCGAAGACUACAAGCACAAGCGUUCAGGUGGUGGAACUACAAACACGGAAAAGAAACGCCUGAAGCACUUUAUGAUGAUCAAAAAGAGCAAGUCUGUGCAAUCGAAGGUUCUCGUUUCGGCUCGCCAAGUGCAGUCCCAGAAGAACCGUGUUGUAAAGAAGAUACUUAAGCACGAUGCGAAGAAGCGUCGCAAGAUUUAG
Peronospora farinosa is the source of this 2103-nucleotide messenger RNA. Lineage: Eukaryota; Oomycota; Peronosporomycetes; Peronosporales; Peronosporaceae. The record is from the annotation of a GenBank genome assembly.